AGCUUAUUUGUUCAACGUUAUUGUGUUAGUUAGAAAUGAAUAGUGCAGUUACUAUGGUCGUUUUAAUUUCUACAACCAUCCGCCGGAUCAUAGGUGAGCCCAUAAUGUGUUCUCCUGUGGAUUCUAUCGAUUCGGCAAUAGUUAACUUGCCAGCUGAAGGCGAAGGAAACUAUCGUGACCCAACGGAUAUAUUAGGUACCAAGUUUACAGCAGACAAUACCGUUCAUUUGUGCGAUACGCAGCUGUUCAUGUAUGCUGAAGAGCUUACAAAAGUCAAGUUUACAUCUCGCGGGACGAAGCUUUGUAACGACGUAUGCGUUCAAUACCGAAAAAACAUGGAGUUCCAUGGUGACAUUGAGAUUCAGUUGAUACAGAGUUACUGUAGUUACAUCGGUUCGGAAGAUAGCAAUGAAAAAAUUGGAUUGGAGAAGACUUGCGCAUGUCCGUACAAUGUUCGGUGCAAACAGCGAGCUGAAGUGAUAACAUACACUUUCCAGUCAAACUGCGCUGGGUUUUUACGAGUAGCAGUGUUUGAAAGCAAAUUUCACCGGUUUGUCACCUGAUCGCGUGA
Messenger RNA from Daktulosphaira vitifoliae (grape phylloxera), 571 nucleotides. RefSeq lists its product as uncharacterized. NCBI's taxonomy places the organism in Eukaryota, Metazoa, Arthropoda, Insecta, Hemiptera, Phylloxeridae. The coding region runs from base 36 to 563 and encodes 175 amino acids. The record is from RefSeq and is a predicted model, not a curated record. The transcript has 3 exons.